Trichoderma reesei QM6a is the source of this 1194-nucleotide messenger RNA. RefSeq names its product dihydrolipoyllysine-residue succinyltransferase. Bases 1 to 1194 code for a protein of 397 amino acids. The transcript has 5 exons. Gene Ontology annotation, biological process: tricarboxylic acid cycle. Gene Ontology annotation, molecular function: dihydrolipoyllysine-residue succinyltransferase activity. Gene Ontology annotation, cellular component: oxoglutarate dehydrogenase complex. The record is from RefSeq and is a predicted model, not a curated record. NCBI's taxonomy places the organism in Eukaryota, Fungi, Ascomycota, Sordariomycetes, Hypocreales, Hypocreaceae.
AUGCUGUCUCGAAGCAUAGUUGCCGUCUCCCGCAUGGCGCCGAUGCGCCAUUUGCGCCCGUCCCCCGUCUUCCGCCAGGGCCUCCCGAGCUUGGUACGGUACUAUGCGGACAAGAUCAUCCAGGUCCCGCCCAUGGCCGAGUCCAUAUCCGAGGGAACUCUCAAGCAGUUCUCCAAAUCCGUUGGCGACUACGUCGAGCAGGAUGAGGAGAUUGCCACCAUUGAGACGGACAAGAUCGAUGUCGCCGUCAACGCAACAGAAGCCGGAGUCAUCAAGGAGUUUUUCGUCAAGGAGGAGGACACCGUGACCGUUGGCCAGGACUUGGUCCGUGUCGAGACUGGCGGCGAGAAGCCCGCGUCAUCAGGAGAGCAGGAGAAGCCCAAGGAGGAGUCUAAACCCCCCCCCAAGGAGCAGCCCGCGGAGAAGCCCCAGAAGAAGAGCGAGCCCGAGUCUGCUGCGGCAUCGGGACCUGCGCCGACACCUGGUAACCGCGAAGAGCGUCGGGUCAAAAUGAACCGUAUGCGACUUCGUAUCGCCGAGCGUCUCAAGCAGUCCCAGAACACGGCUGCGUCACUGACGACGUUCAACGAGGUGGACAUGUCUAACAUCAUGGAGUUCCGAAAGCUCUACAAGGAGGAGAUUCUCAAGAAGACUGGAGUGAAGCUGGGCUUCAUGAGCGCCUUCUCGCGCGCUGCGGUGCUGGCGAUGCGCGACAUCCCCGCCGUCAAUGCGUCCAUUGAGGGCCCCAACGGCGGAGACACCAUUGUGUACCGCGAUUACGUCGACAUCAGCGUUGCCGUCGCCACGGAGAAGGGUCUGGUCACCCCCGUUGUGCGCAAUGUUGAGUCGCUGGACAUGAUCAGCAUUGAGAAGGCUAUUGCCGAGAUGGGCAAGAAGGCUCGUGACGGCAAGCUCACGAUUGAGGAUAUGGCCGGCGGCACCUUCACCAUCAGCAACGGCGGCGUCUUCGGUUCCCUGAUGGGCACCCCCAUCAUCAACUUGCCCCAGAGCGCCGUCCUAGGUCUCCACGCCGUCAAGGAUCGCGCCGUGGUCGUCAACGGAAAGGUUGAGGUCCGGCCCAUGAUGUACCUGGCCCUGACGUACGACCACCGUCUGCUGGAUGGAAGGGAAGCUGUCCAGUUCCUGGUCAAGAUCAAGGAGUACAUUGAGGACCCCAGGAAAAUGCUGCUGUAG